GUCCCGUGGGAGGGAAGUGACGGAGUAAAAGCAAUGUAAUCGAUAGAGAAUAGAAUAUUACAAUUUUUGCCCUGUUUAUUUCCUUGUUUAUAAAACCAUAUAAAUCCUACGAUGGCAGACCAAGAAGAAAAGGGAAAAGAAUUGGUGGCAGAAGCCGACAAGAAACUGAACUCGUCUAAAGGCUUCUUUGGAUCGUUAUUUGGAGGUUCAACAAAGGUUGAGGAAGCAGCUGAGCUGUAUGUGAGAGCGGCCAAUGCUUUCAAGAUGGCAAAGAAAUGGGCUGCUGCUGGUGAUGCAUUCUGUCGUGCAGCCCAACUACAGCUGAAGGCUACAAGUCGUCAUGAAGCAGCUACACAUUUCGUAGAUGCCGGCACAUGUUACAGGAAGGCAGAUCCCAUGGAGGCUAUUAACAGUUUCCGCAAAGCAGUUGAAAUAUAUACAGAUAUGGGUCGGUUUACUAUUGCUGCUAAGCACCACGAAAAAAUUGCAGAAAUAUACGAAACAGAAUUAGUUGACAUAGAAAAGGCAAUAACUAAUUAUGAACAGGCUGCUGAUUAUUUCAAAGGAGAAGAAUCAAAUAGUUCUGCCAACAAAUGUUUGUUGAAAGUAGCACAAUUUUCCGCUCAACUUGAAAACUACGAAAAAGCAAUUGAUAUUUAUGAACAGAUUGCUGUAGCUGCAAUGGAUAACAGUCUGCUUAAGUACAGUGCCAAGGACCACUUCUUCCGGGCUGCGGUGUGUCACAUGUGUGGAGCUGACCCCCUCAACACUCGUCUGGUCUUACAGAAAUAUGAAGAGAUGUUCCCAGCUUUUUCAGACUCAAGAGAAUGCAAGCUUUUGAAGGCUUUACUUCAGGCGUGUGAGGAUGAAAAUGUGGAAGCCUACACAGAUGCUCUGAAAAACUAUGACAGCAUAUCUCGUCUUGAUCCCUGGCUGACCAGCAUGUUUCUAAAGGUCAAGAACACCCUAAGCUCGGAGACCGAACUGUGUUAACUUUGCAACUGCGAUUUAUAUCUCUACAUAAUGUGACGAACAUUUUAAUUUAUUGUAGGUGGUGGUAUCUGUUAGAGGUACCACCAGUCAUUCAUCUUGAUGAUAUUCAUUUUUUGUAGAUAUAUAGUAACUUGAUCAAUCACUGUAAAUUACUUGACUUAAGGAGAACUAAAAACUAAAAUAUAGACACAGUUGACUUUAGAACUUAGAAGGGUAAAAUAUUUGUAAAAACCAUCUUGCUGUUAGAAGGAACUAAUAUUCUUUAAUAAAACUGAAAUGGUUUCAGAGGGAAUUAAUAGUAAAAAUAUGGUAUGAUCUUCAAAUAAACCAAACAUUUAAAAAUUGACUUAGUCUUGGAUGAUUUUUAAAUGGAACAUUCCUCAAUGUUGUGCUCAUGCAGCGACCUUCCCAGUGUGACAGUUUGUUUAUUGUCAUUCCAAAAUGACUGCUGCUUUACAUGUGUAUGUAAAAUAAGCAAGUUGUUUGAAUGUCUGAAUUCCAAUUAUUGUUUAUUCCAUAAACCGACAGACUGAAAAGACUUAAUCAAGUAUUAAUUUUUCUAAUAGUCAUAUCCAAUUGUUUUAUAGACAUUUCUCUUCAUAUGUUUUAAAAUAACAAACAUGAUUAUUAAUAGUUAUUGAUCAGAAAAUAAAAUUUUAUAUUUAAAAAAAAAAAAGUGUAUAAGCGAUCUUGUUAUACAUUGCCAUCAAUGUAGUGUAAUAGUCUAUAGCAUAGUUUAUCUUGGUAUACAAAACUAUAACAGUUUUACAGUUUAAAAAACCCUUCAGCAUAGUAACCUUUACCUGUUGUUAUAUUGAAUGUGUUUUUCUUCCAACACAGACUGUAAAUAUGAUUUGUGUACUAGUAGUCAUUUAAUGACAGGCUUGUGGUUUAAUAGCAGGUUUACUGGCACUUAGAGCCACACCUUGUUUGCUGUUUCUAAGCUGUUGAUGUUUAUUAGAUUACCAGUAAAAUUGAAUGCCAUGAAUUUGAAAUAAAAAUGUUAGGAUGCUUAGAAGAAUAUAUACCACGUAUAUGUAGGCAAAUUGUUAUUUAGAAAUCAUAUUAAAUUUUUUUUUUUUUUUUUUUUUUUUUUUUUUUUUUUAAAUACAUUUCCAGUGAUAAUAGUCACAAUGUAAGAAACGUGUUUUAUUGAAAUGUCUGGAAACCAGAUGGUUAUGUUAUUUGGUUACACUAUGUGUACAUAUUCUGAAAACUAAUUCUACAUUGCUCAUUUCUUUCAUAACUUUAGUGCACUAAGCACAGCAAAAUAUUGUUAUGUAGAUUUGUCAUUUUUUUUACAGUAAACAUUUGCAUUUAUUUAUCUUUCUUUUCAAUCUUCAUAAAAGCUUCCACACAAAUAAUAAAUGCUGAUUAUAGUCAAAAUAAUUAGCAGGUUUUGUCUUGCCUGGGUGAGUUGGAAGGAAAGUAAUAUGUGCUACUUUUCAGGAGACAUAUAAAGGAAAGGAAUGUUUAUUUAAUGACACCUCAGCAUAUUUUAAACUAUGGCUAUUUGGUGUCUUAUCAUAUGGUUAACAUCAAUGGAUCUUGUAUGUGCACUUUCCCACAGACAGGACAGUAUAUACCAAGGCCUUUGAUGUACCAGUCAUGGGGAACUGGUUUGGGUGGGGUCCAGUGUCCACUGAGGAGUAUCAAUCCUGCAAUCCAUCACACCUCGGGCAAAAACUCUCCUGGAGACAAUGUUAGCUUUUCUGCAUGGAACAUUGUUUUUAAAAGUUUGAUUACCAAUAACUAUUUAGCAUUUGUAAAUUGUGUAGCAUCUCUGAAACAUGGUGUUUUAAAUUUUUGAGUUUAGCUGCUGUUUGUUUAACACCAAACUAGAUUGUGGUAUAUUAGACAUUUAAUUGCAUAUUUAUUUUAUUAGCAAGGAUGGAGGAGAAAACAAAACUAAAAUUUGUCAAGAAAAAAUGUUAUGCGGCAUUACAAGAUUAGUCAUAGUGACACCAAAGUAUUAAAAUUUUGUUCUUGUACAAUAACUUUACUUUAGUAUCAUGUACCCUCUCCUGGCUCUAAUGUUUCAUAGUAAGAUGUCAAAUAGCUUUCCUCAUUAGUUAUUUCAAAUAUUGCUCCACAAAUAGUUUACCAAAAUCUGUGGCAUCCUAAUGGGGUCAGGAAUGGAAGAUUCCUUCUUAUUCUGGUACGGGUAACUCCAGUGAUAGUGGAAGGUUUCAUUUUAGAUGUACCUUUUCUUUUUAAUAGUGAUCACUGAUUGUAUGGUGUUAUAGCUUUGUUGAAAUAAAAUUAUUUUACACAGAUAGGAUUUUGAAUAAAAUGUUACUUGUGGUAAUUUUUGUUUCAUACCCAUGACAAUGCUCUGAUAUUUAAAAAAGAAAAUCUUGAUUUGUUUCAGCAAUUUGUAGCACAUAGAAAAGAUUCUGUAGCUUAUGGUUAAAUAUUUCGAUACAUAUAUAUAUUUGCAUGUUUCCUAUGAUUGAAUGCAGACUGUCAGUGCUGUGUGUGUUAUAAAUAUACUGGGAGUAGAAGAAUUAAACGGCAUGGAUUUCAAAAUAAAUGUAUUGUUUUAUUUAUGAAAUAUGUGUUUUGUUUCCUCAGGAGCUGGCAAGAGGCAAUGUGUUGCUUUGUUUAUUACUCACAAUGUAAAAUAAAUAAUGUGCAAUAAACUGAGAAAUAAAAGAUCUUCUAUAGUACCACAGGUAAACAAUGACAUCGGAUAUGUUAGGCCGAUACUUAUGUUAUAUAUAUGUAGCUAUAGUAUUUGUAUUUUGGGUUUCUGUUUGGGGGUACCUGUGCUCUGAACUAUCUAAAACAAAAAUCUUGCAUAUCAAGCUAAUGUGGCAGACUGAAGAUUAAUAUCAUAUAAGAAUCAUAUACACAGUUUUAACUUGUGUCAUUCUUAGCAGCACAGGGUAUUUUUCUCUACAAAGGCCAGUAAUGGAAGAUAAAAACAACCUAGGUAAAUGCAAUUAAAAUAACCUGGUUAACUUUAGCUCUGCAUUUUUAACCAUGCAGAUAAUGUAACAGGUUAUAAAAAAAACAUUUGUAAAUAUUGGCAUAUCGUGUUUAUCAAGAUGGAUUAUAAUCACCAACCCAUUUCAAGUGCUUGCAACCUAUUCCUCUUACUUGAUGAAAACCACACUUUGCAGUUCUUAAACAUGAACUAAAUUAUUAACAGAAAUUUAGCUUAUGCUAACAUUGUUAAGCAAUACGGUAAAUAUAACAUAAUAUGGAUUGUAAAUAUGCUGCUGCUGUAUGGAUUGAACGUUUCUAAACCCCAACUCUGUAUUUUCUAAUUAUUAACAAUGACCAAUCAUUAUUGUUUUAAGACAUUACACUGAAUGUUACUGUAAUUUGUAUGUCCAACAUGCUGGCUUACAUAGCCAGUGGUAAAGUUUAAUAUAGAUGUGAUAGAAAACAAAUUAAUACUUUUCUGUGUAGUAUCUUUCGUAACCAUAAUUUGCAAUUAUGACUUCAUGGAAAGUUGUCAUCUUGUCUUUGACCAGUGACAGCCUGAACUGUAUCUCUUGGUGCAUGUUGAAAUGUGUGUCGUGUGUUGCCUGGCACCGGUAUGAAAUAGCAGUACCAAAAAAAAGAGAUUAUACCUUUAUUAGCAAUCGGGAGCCAAUUUUAUAAAACAUUGUAAAUUUACAUGUGCAACUAGCAGUUAUACCGGACAUAUGUUUACAUGUGUUUGACAUCUAUUUCAACUAGAAAAUGACAUCAUUACAGAAGAUGGGAGGUUUUUUAAGGAUAAAAGAAGAUGAAAAUAUUAGUAAGGCUCUCAAUGGAACAAUUCUUUUGUUUAGCUAGUUUUUAGAUAUAGCCUACAGAGUAUUUCCUUGAAAUUACUAAAAUGUGGUUGAUUUUGACAAAAUUUUAUUAACUAAAUGUAGCCACUUUGUAUAAAACUUAACAGUUGGCUAAUUUGGCAACGGACAGGGCGAGCCCUGUGUUAGUAGUAAUAAGAAAUGAGCUUUAGUCGUAGAUUUAUGUUUAUGUCCAAAACUAGGCUUGCAAUGUUUUGUGAAAUUGGGUCCUGUUGUUAAUCUGUGUUCGACAAAUGUUUGAGAAAAUCACUAGUCCUCACCGAAGCUUUGGCUAGUGCCCUAUGUAUUAUAGUUACGUGGAUUUGUUGAACCCUGUUGAUACACAGCUUUUGUAUAUAUUGAAUGCGUUUGACGUCUUCACCCGUUACAAUUUUUGCACUAAAUGUUUGUUAAUUUGAUAUUGUUUGUAUAUGUCUAGUUUGUGUACUUUCCACAUUUAUAGUAAUUUUUAGUACUAGAACAGAACUAUGCAUGGGAAUGAUAACAUUAUUUUGUCAUAGUCAUUUCUUUAAAAUUCUAGCGAUAGCCAAUUUAAAUAAUGUAAUUGGUCUUAUAUGAAUUUGAGUUGAUAAAUAGCUUUGAUCAGAUUGAUGCAAGCAUUUUGACACGGAUGUCCUAGUUUUCUAAAUGCAUGUACAUGUAUGUGUAUUUCUAACCUCUGGUCAUAAAUAAUGGUGUGAUCAUAAAAUGGUGUGGGCUGAAGAGAUGGUGUCAAUAUUAGUGAGUCACCAUUGCUUUACCAUUAUAUCAAUAAUAUCUGGUAGUUUACAGUGUGUUUUGUGAGAAUAUGAUUUACAUGUGAACAUUCAGUGUUAUAUUUCACAAGUCACUCGAUUGAACUUCCAUCAAUUAUUUCUCUUUCUCUCCGUUUCUUUUUAUUUAUCAGUGUGGUGAAAUGUUUUUUAGUUUUUUUUAAUAAUUACUUUUUAAAUUCAGUGAAACCAUAUACACAUAUAAAGGACAUGUUCAGUUUGAUUAAGAAUUGUAGGCAUGUGUUUCACAGGUGUUGUCAGUUGUACCCACAGUGAUAGAUUUUGUUGUAAUAUGCAAUCGAUAUUACCAUAAUAGAUAACUACAUUAUACAUCAGUAAUGCUUGUAGAACUUUAUGGUGAUGGGUAUACAGUGAAAUCCUUCUAAACCAGACACCCAAGAGACUUAAGUAAAAAGUCUGGUUUUACAGGUAUCUGGUUUAGACAGAUUAUGUUAUGUACCGAUAUGUAUAAACUGUCUGUGGUAAACGCCAGUUUUUGAGAUAAUUCCUAUAUAUAGAGGCUUGAUGGGUGUCAUUCCUAUAUAUAGAGGGUUGAUGGGCGUCACUGUAUGUACUACUAGGCAUGUCCAUGCAUGAAAAUGGAAAACUGUAUUUACAUUGAUUGAUCUGACUAAAACAUUUAUAUUAAAGUUAGCAUAAAGACGAAGUCAAUACCACGCCAUCUCUGAGAGGAUAAAAGUAAUGGAUGGGAGUUCAUGAAUAUACUGUAGUAUAUAACAUUUGAUCAAGGGGGAAAAAGGCUGUGUACCAUUUGUGUUUGAAGCAUAUUGCUGGAGAGAAAAUAUAACCUUUUAAGUAUUUGUGUUUAUUAAAAAAAAUUCAAGACAAGUAUCUUAGAUAAAUACUUGUUGUAUUGAAAUUUAGUUAUAUGAUAUAAUACAAUUAAUUUAGACAAUUGUGUUGCAAAAUUAAAUGUGCAAUUUGUAUAUUUAUAUAUGUAUUAUAGUAAUUAAAGAUAUCAAAUAUG
Gigantopelta aegis is the source of this 6539-nucleotide messenger RNA. Its product is annotated as alpha-soluble NSF attachment protein-like. Gene Ontology annotation, molecular function: soluble NSF attachment protein activity; syntaxin binding. The coding region runs from base 112 to 993 and encodes 293 amino acids. The transcript has 9 exons. Gene Ontology annotation, biological process: SNARE complex disassembly; intracellular protein transport. NCBI's taxonomy places the organism in Eukaryota, Metazoa, Mollusca, Gastropoda, Neomphalida, Peltospiridae. The record is from RefSeq and is a predicted model, not a curated record. Gene Ontology annotation, cellular component: vacuolar membrane; SNARE complex.